CUUUCAGUUGUGCUUCUGCCUUGCUUGUGUGCUUCUCCAGGCUUGUUUUCGUCUCCUUCUUUCGAUAAACGUGAAGUUUCAGCCUUUACAUUGGCGGCCAUCUUGAAAUAUUUCACUAUACACAAUAUUUCACCUUACAUGAAGUAUACAACAUAUAUGAUUAAAAAUAAAAUAAAAUAAAAUGGACUGAAGUGAAAGGUUUAUUUUUAAAAGAAAUAAAGAAAAUGGGUCUCUUGACAAUUUUAAGAAAGAUGAAACAAAAAGAGCGAGAAGUCCGUUUAUUGAUGCUGUAUCCUUUUAUAUAUAAAUGAUUAUCAUUCUGAAACGUUGUGGCUGACAGACAAUCUUAGUAUAUUUAUAUUAUAUUCAUGUUAAAUUGACAUAAUUUUAAUUCUUGAUAUUGAAUUGAUUCGGCCUCAAAAUAUUCGUAUUACAGUAAUUUAAUACCAUCAAGGCCCAACACUUUCCCUUGACAAGAUUUGGUAUUAAAUUUGGCUGCAUUCAAAGCACAUUGCCAGUUUAUAAUGUUUAAUAUUUAACCCUUUAAGUGGCAAUGCACCCCAUUUUAUUUUGCUCUAUUGCUAGACAAUUUUGCUUGUCAGGGGGAGAGUGCUGCAACUCAAAACAUUUUAUAAAAAACUUAACUAAGACCCAGAGGACUUGACAAUGCAGGGAAAACAACAAUAUUGAAGAAGUUUAAUGGUGAAGACAUUGACGAGAUCUCACCAACACUUGGGUUUAAUAUUAAAACACUAGAACAUCGAGAGUAAUACUCUUAUAUUUAUUUAUUGUUACUACUGCGGAUUCAGGUAGACUGUGAAAUGCGAAUAGUUGUCGCGUUAGUUUUAACAGUUGUACGAUGACGUUUCUAGGCAGAUUUUCGACGUUUCUAAGGCG
This is a messenger RNA of Paramuricea clavata, 897 nucleotides long. The record is from the annotation of a GenBank genome assembly. NCBI's taxonomy places the organism in Eukaryota, Metazoa, Cnidaria, Anthozoa, Malacalcyonacea, Plexauridae.